UUAUCUUGUAUAGCCUCUGCUCUGCCCCAGUAGAUGGGAACCUUGAGGAAGAGGGAAUGGCUUCUGUACUGACAGCCAGGCCAGGAAAGGGUUCAUCAUGGGGGAAGCAUGGGCACUGAUGAUGGUGGUGUGGCAUUGUCCUGCAAUGGCAAUCGUAUUGUCAUGGGUCUGUUCACUCCUUUUGAGCUGCCCAUUUUAAGAAGCACAACGAUUGGAUGAAAAGAAGAAAGUAACUGCCUUUGUUGUGAAGAGAUCAGGCUGAUUGGUCAAAGGAAAUGGGAAUCAGUCACAUUCAAGGAUGUGGCUGUGGAAUUCACUUCAGAGGAGUGGGUACAAUUGAACCCAACUCAGAAAAAGUUGUAUAGAGAUGUGAUGCUGGAGAACUAUAGGAACUUGGUCUCUUUGGGAUUUGCAGUUUCCAAACCAGAUGUGAUCUACCAUUUGGAAAGAAAGGAAGCAUCUUGGAUGCCAAAGGCAGAUGUUCCAAGAAACAGCUGUCCAGAGAGCAGAGAAUUUUCUCAAGAUAAACCUCUCGAUUGUAAUGAAUAUGACUAUCAGAAGGCCUUCAGGAACAAGAAGCAUUGUGCUGUAUAUCAGAGACUACAUACUGGAGAUAAACCUUAUGAAUGUGCUGAAUGUGGGAAGGCCUUCAGGGAUAAGACACAACUUACAACCCAUCACACACUUCAUAGUGGAGAGAAACCUCAUGUAUGUAGUGAAUGUGGGAAGUCCUUCAGGUAUAGCGGAACACUAACAGCGCAUCAGAGAACUCAUACUGGAGAGAAACCUUAUGAAUGUAGUGAAUGUGGGAAGAUUUUUAAUAGGAAGUCAAAUCUUACUGUGCAUCAGAGAAUUCAUACUGGAGAGAAACCUUAUGAAUGUAGUGAAUGUGGGAUGGCAUUCCGGGAGAAGAAACAACUUACACAGCAUCAGAGAAUUCAUACUGGAGAGAAACCUUAUGGAUGUAGUGGAUGUGGAAAAGCCUUCAGGAAAAAGAUACAACUUACAGUGCAUUACAGAAUUCAUACUGGAGAGAAACCUUAUGAAUGUAGUGGAUGUGGAAAGGCCUUCAGCUAUUCGGGAGCACUAGCAGUACAUCAGAGAAUUCAUACUGGAGAGAAACCUUAUGAAUGUAGUGAAUGUGGGAAGGCCUUCAGGUAUAGAACACAACUUACUGUGCAUCAUAGACUUCAUACUGAAGAGAAUCCUCAUGAAUGUAGUGAAUGUGGGAAAGCCUUCAGGAGUAACUCACAACUUAGAGUGCAUCAGAGAAUUCAUACUGGAGAGAAACCUUGUGAAUGUGGUGAAUGUGGAAAGGCCUUCAGGAGGAAGGGACAUCUUACUGUGCAUCAGAGAAUUCAUGCUGGAGAGAAACCUUAUGAAUGCAGUAAAUGUGGAAAGGCCUUCAGGAGGAAGGACCAUCUUAGUAGUCAUCAGAGAAUUCAUGCUGGAGGGAUGUGAUGAAUGUGAAGAGACCCUCCUG
Molecule: messenger RNA, 1483 nt
Organism: Phascolarctos cinereus (koala)
Lineage: Eukaryota; Metazoa; Chordata; Mammalia; Diprotodontia; Phascolarctidae
Source: RefSeq, a predicted model, not a curated record